Molecule: messenger RNA, 2046 nt
Organism: Seminavis robusta
Lineage: Eukaryota; Bacillariophyta; Bacillariophyceae; Naviculales; Naviculaceae
Source: the annotation of a GenBank genome assembly
AUGGAAGAAAACGAAGGAUUUGUAAAAGCCAUCGAUUCCCUUUCUAUUGAUGACUCUCUCUUUGCCGUUCCAUUGGACCAUCAAUACACAACCAAGUCUUUGGCUCGUCUUGGUGUGCGGGCUUUCAAAGGAUCCGAUAGGGCUUUCGCCUGUGGCAUUGCUGCUGCCAAAGGCUGGAAGAUGGUGGUUGCGCAGAUGACACGCACAGACUUUGAAAUGGGUUCUGGUUCGUACUAUGACGGAUUUGAUGACGAUAUUGAAUUCGGAGCUCCAACUUUCGAAAACUUGUAUCAUGCGAAUGGAGCUGAUGCCCAAGCACACAGAUCAUGGAUAGACAACCAGUUGGAUCUUACGUCAGUCAAUGACGGUGGAAUGGUCUUGGCUUCCGAUGACUAUGUGGAUGAAAUGUGGGUAGAAGGAGAAAGUGGCGAGGUAUCGUACAGUGGCAAUGAAGGAGCCACGCGGUCAACAACCUACUCUGCCUGCUUGUUGGUAGCUUUCGCGGAUGCUGGAGUCACGGAGCGGGUCUGGCGAUCCAAUCUGAGUGUUGGAAUAAAAGGGGUGGAGAUGAAACCAAGCCUUCUUCCUCGCUUUCUUUCCUUUCUCAAAAGAACUAGACCAGGGCUUUCCUACAAAGACUUUGCCAAGCUCUACAGUGUCCUUGCGCAAAACUCUUCAGACAUUGCUGACGACUCGUACUGGAAAGACUUUGCGACCUUGGCUGACUGUGUCACCAGGACAGAACCUCCCACUGCCGCCGCAGUUGACCUGUUUGCAGCACUGGUGAGGGAACAUGGAUGGAAUGACAAGACUGAGCCAAUUCGUUUGAUUUUGGAACGGCUCCCUGACCUACCGAAAGCCCAGGAAGCGUCUGGAUUCUUUGAGGCGGUCCAUGCUUUGCUCUCGAUAGAACAGAUCAGUGGAGACACACCUGAAACACUUCAAUGUCUUCUGCCAAAGCUUCUUGAUACCUUGGAAAAAGGACUGGCCAACACUGCAUCGAACCGCUACAAUAGCAUUUACCCGUGGCACCAGAAACAGGAUUGGGCCCCUUCAAACAUUGUUGGCAAACUGGUGGAGUUGGCGACUAGACAUGGAUGGGAUCGGGCAGAUCCCAUUGCAAAAGGGUGCUUUAAGAAAAUUCGGCAAAAUUUCGGUCGUUCAUCAGAUCAGCUGUCAGAAGAGAUGGUUGCUUUCGAACGCAUUAGAAGCAGUUUUCCGGAGGCAAAAUUGGACGACAUACGAAGUCGUAUCCUUGAAGACUUUGUGGACUUAGCCAUUUCAAGACAGAGCGCAACUGUUUGGAGAAACCCCAAAACAACCACGCUUGUACAGGAACUCUUUCGGUUUGGAAGCAAUGCUCUUUUCCAGCGUCUUCAAGGGUGGGCGUCCAAGGCAUCACUUGACUUGCUGACUGACGCUGGCCAGCUAUUGAAAAAAACUAAUGCAAAAGGUCUCACUUGUGGCUCUAUUCAAGCAAAGGAUGUUUUAGUGAAGAUGGUGCUUGAUCGCUGGAAGCUGUUGAAGCUGGCACAUCUGAAGACACAACAGGCACAGCUUCAAAAAACACUCUAUUUGCAGGGUAGACCAAUCUUCUCGUGGAGGAUGCCUCGUGCCAAAACACCCAAUGCUGCUCUCAAUGCGUUUCUCCACAGUGAUAAGGCAGGCCCCACCAGAGUGGUUGUUGGAGGCGGGAUCCACAAUGCCCGGAGACUGGCAAGCAAUUACUUUUGUUACAGCGCGUCUCUUGGCCCCAGCUCAUUCCUCCGCGACGGUUAUAGCGCAAGUAUCAAGAGCACUCAAGACACUGGACCAAGAGCUUCCGUGAUUGUAACAAAGACCACAGACUGGUACAAUGACCAGUUGGCGAAGUAUGAGGCAAAUGUCAAGGCACUAGGUGAGGUGAAGGCAAAGAUUCGAAAGUACGGGGGAGGGGUCCAAGCACCGGCUUCCAAGCGUGCAACGGUUCAAACGCAUGGGGGCGAUGUUCCGGCACCGGCUUCCAAGCGCGCACGAAAGGAACCGGAUGUCAUUGUGCUUGUCUAA